CGCCGCCGCCUGCCUGGGGCAACCCCUCCAUCCUCCCCGCGGGCGCAGCAUGGACUCGCUGCUCCACGUCCGGCUACAGGUGCGACGGACAACGAGUCUCAGCCACAACGCAGCUCGGUUCAAGGGCUUCCCCGCCAGUCCCUGCGUGUAUGUUGUCGUCCGCUACUGCGACAACGCGGUGACACGGACCAACAAGCUCUCGACAUCGCUCCCUGUCUGGCUCGACACGGCCUCGGCUGCCUCGGCUGCCUCGGUCUCCAAGCGCCAUCCGGCCGUGGCGAGCUUCAUGGCUCAUUCGACCGACGCGCCACUCGCUUUUGAGCUUGACGUUGUGCUCGCCCGCGCAGAGUGCGCUGUCGGCGAUCUAGUUCCUGGCGCAGAGUGCUCGCUCCCGCUAGUCUCGCUCCUGCCGCCGGCUUCCAAUGCUGAGUCGGCCUUGGGCGGCCCAGCCGCGAACCUCGUCGCCGACCUCAUCGUCUUUGUAGUGCCAUCGAAUGACGCCGUCAUGACCCCACUCGAUGCCGAGGAGCUCGACGCCAUCUCCACCACUGAUCUUUUUGCCUCGGGCGCUGCCGUCCAAACCGCUCGUGCCGCCGCCCACGUUCGCAUCAAGGCCUCGGCCGCCGCCGCUGCCUCGAGCUUUGACGGCAGCCCGCAGAAGCUUCCGCCCCCGCUUCGUGCCCGCCUCGAUCAAGUCUUUGACAUGCUUGCCGGCGGAAGCUCGUCCUUUAAGCUCAAACACGCCCUCACCUACAUGCGCCACGCGUCCGCCGUCUCCUCGCUCCAUGCCUCGGUGCCUGCCGAGUCUGCUGCCGCCGGCCUCAUGGCCUACUUUGGCGUCCGCUCGUCGCGUGGCAAGGUCUCACGCGGCAAAUGGCUAGAAGGCCUAUGCAAGGCCUCCAUCGGCGCCUCUAUUGACGACACUGGUGUCGCAAAGGGGCUCUCGUGGUUCAAUGUCUUCUUUCCACUCCCGCCACCCACCCAACCGCCGUCGGACCCCGGCCCCGACUCGGGCUCGCGAGAGCGUGCCCCGUCGUCAUCAUCGUCGUCGUCAUCGUCGACAUCGUCAUCGUCGUCAGCAUCAUCGUCACCAGCAUCAUCGUCACCAGCAUCAUCAUCGCAGGCUGGGGCAGCAGCAGCGGCUGUUGCAGCCAUUCCGCAUGAGCCCGACUCCGGCUUUGCCUCGGCCUCGUCGCCGGCGCAGUCCUCGUCAGACUCGGCCUCUGCCAUCUCGUCCAGUUCGGACACCUGGGAGCUCGACUCUUAGCUCAUGCCAGUGGUUGAUGCCGCUUACGCUCACCAACCUCCAGCACCGACUCCUCAUCCCGCCUCCGCUUCCGUUUGCGGCUUCCUUCUCCGCAGAGCCCAUCCAGGCUGAGCUUGGCCAGGUCUUGCUUUCGCGACCACCGAGCGCCAAACGCUGACGGCGUCACAUGCGCUGAAGGGUGAUCUGCCACGCAGAGCCACACCGACGGCCGAUCGUCACUUGCGCCAUCUGCUGCGCCUGCAGGCAGUGGCAUCACCGUCGCCAGCGCAGCC
Thecamonas trahens ATCC 50062 is the source of this 1539-nucleotide messenger RNA. RefSeq lists its product as uncharacterized. The transcript is spliced from 2 exons. The coding region runs from base 50 to 1267 and encodes 405 amino acids. The record is from RefSeq and is a predicted model, not a curated record. Lineage: Eukaryota; Apusomonadida; Apusomonadidae.